CUCCUCCCCCCCCCUCCUCUUUAUUAUAUUUCAUUCGCUCUUUCCUUUUUAUCUUCUUCUCUGUCUCUCUUUCCCUUCCAAUCAAACAAGUCAGGACGGAUGAUCCCCUUAAAACCUAACCCAUCAGCAGUCAGGAUGAUUGACCAUAUCCGAUCUGCUCUCAGGGCCUGUUUCAAAGGGAAGAGCAGCAGCAGCAGCUGUCGUCUGUCUGCGGCGACCAUCGACUCCCUAGUCAAGGCCGUUGUCGCCGUUGCUCUUGGUUUAAGAGUUGCUCAUCUUGUGGAUGUUGCUCAUCUCUCUUCCGACCAGAUAAACCAAUUGAUUGCCCUAUUGCGACAGGAACCGCAAUGCCAGCCAUUGCUAGUGUUACAUUUCAAAGACCAGUACAUGUUUCUAUGUCAUCGCCAUGAACUGGUACAGCAUGUGGAAGCCACGCUCAGUGAUCCCAACCAAUGGAUAUACGUCGAUAUCCGGGGAAGCCAAGGUCCCCCUGUUCAGGUAGUAGAAUCGCUUCUCCAACACCCCCCGAACCCCCUCCGGAAGGUGUCGCUAAUUAAAAAAAUCACCCAUAAUUGCAACCACCCAAAAACAAACAAUAAGCGGCCAUGUCCCGAAAUACUUUUAUACUGGUUACGACAUCGACUGCAGCCGUUUCUCAUGCAAGGGCAAGAUGAUGCAGUGUUCUACUCGUCUGUGGUCCCAAGCUACAUGGUGGCAUUGACGGGCUGGCUGUUGGAAUACCCCACGAUAUACAUGACGCACAUUGAAAGCGAUACGACGGUCGACCAAGAGCUGGAUGAGUGGGAAAUGGUGCCCAACUGUUUGGGCGAUCGGCGGCUCUCGUUGGUCCGCGUGUGGUUGCACGGCGCAUCCUUUUGGCAGGACUACAUGUUGCUUAGCUACACCUAUCCGGAGCUAGUGAUCGACGACGACGACGACGACCAUGACGACGACGGAACAGUGGAUCCGACGCGUAACCUUGGUUUUAAAUUGCAAGCGAGACUGGAGCGCCGUCAACAACAGUAUCAACAGCAGCAGCAGGUAGAAGGUGCUAAUAACAUCAUCAUGGACACUCGGCUGGAAAUUGUCCAUGAAUAUGUUACACUGGAUAGGGUGGCGUUGUGAAUUAUGUUUUAGUCUAUUUUAGCAGCAGUGUAUAUAGUGGCAUCAUUGUAUGAUGGUCCCUUCUUUCCUCUCUCUCUCUCUUGUGGUAGUAGUUUACUGUACAUAACUGACCAGACCCAACCUGCAACUGAAGAAGAAAAAGG
Molecule: messenger RNA, 1268 nt
Organism: Zychaea mexicana
Lineage: Eukaryota; Fungi; Mucoromycota; Mucoromycetes; Mucorales; Lichtheimiaceae
Exons: 4
Coding region: 100-1125 (341 amino acids)
Source: RefSeq, a predicted model, not a curated record